Boleophthalmus pectinirostris (great blue-spotted mudskipper) is the source of this 1781-nucleotide messenger RNA. Its product is annotated as homeodomain-interacting protein kinase 1-like. Gene Ontology annotation, biological process: peptidyl-serine phosphorylation; peptidyl-threonine phosphorylation. The record is from RefSeq and is a predicted model, not a curated record. The transcript is spliced from 13 exons. Gene Ontology annotation, cellular component: nucleus; cytoplasm. Lineage: Eukaryota; Metazoa; Chordata; Actinopteri; Gobiiformes; Gobiidae. Gene Ontology annotation, molecular function: protein serine/threonine kinase activity; protein tyrosine kinase activity; ATP binding. Bases 102 to 1781 code for a protein of 559 amino acids.
CACGCCAGUGUGCUUGCUCGCACUUUACUGAAAAGUACAAUUCACUUCGUCAUGUGAUAGAGGGCGAGUUCAACUUGUCGAGCCUGGAGGACGACAGAGACAUGGAAGCAGCCACAUUGUUGCUCGGCAGGAUGCUGGAAGCUGACCAUGACAAAAGAAUUACACCGUCUGAAAUCCUCCAGCAUCCAUUUAUCCGUGAUGAACUUGAGAAUCCUUCAGUGAGACAACUUUACAUCCCCACAGAGGACCAGGAGGAUGAACGUGACAUAUUCAACAAGCCACUGACCCGUGAGGAGAUCAGUGCAGUUCUCCCGGAAGGCUUCAAAGUCAUCAAAAUGCUGGGGAGUGGCAGGUUUGGUCAGGUGUUCAAUUGCAGACGAGUGGACACCGGGAAGAGUGUGACAAUCAAGCUGCCAUAUUCACACAACAAGACUCAGCGUGAGAUCCAACUGCUGGAAACAAUUGCAGAACAGAAGGCGGAUCAUAAAAAUAUAGUGACAUUUAUUGAAACGUUGCCAACCGGCCGUGGGGAGGCUCUAGUUUUGGAGGAGCUAAGUAUGAACUUAGCUUCGUACAUUAAACAACGCUCCCCACUGCCCAUGAGUGACAUCCGGGCCGUUAUCCAGCAGACGGCCACGGCUCUACAGACCCUGGAGUCCAAGGGGAUAAUCCAUACGGGUGUUACAAUGGAAAACAUCUGGCUGUGUCACCGUAGCAACGAGCCAAUUAAGAUCAAAUUGGCCGAUUUUGGAGCUUUUAUCGAGCAAAAGAGGACGAUACCGGGCAUGACGGCGCAACGUGUCCACUACAGAGCUCCAGAAAUCAUCCUUGGACUCCCGUUCGAUGAGGCCAUAGACGUCUGGUCUCUGGGCACCAUGUCGGUCACUUUGCUCACUGGGUGUGAUUUGUUUCCCGACCGAACAGAAUUUGAGACUCUGACGACUAUAGUCAAAAUAUUCGGUCAACCUCCUGACUACGUCCUCAGUGAAGCGAUCAACACCCAUGAGUAUUUCAAUGCUGAUGGGGCCAGCUGGAAGAUAAAGACCGCACAGGAGUUUGAAGAGUCUUCUCAGCUGCCUCAGAAUACGAUCAAGACCCACGAAACAGACGCCUUUGACUCUUUGGAUGAAGUAAUUCAGUCCAGUGUUGCACACAGUUAUGACAGCGCUGAGCUAGCUGCGUGCAUUGACCUGGUGAAGGCGAUGCUCACUCUGGACGGGACUCAGAGGAUCACUCCUGCUCAGAUCCUGGAGCAUGACUUUAUCAGUAUGAGCAGAGAGGUGGAAGCGCCAGUGUCUGAGGAGCAGGUCGACGCCGUCCAGAAGCCCCUGAAGUCACCCGUUUUCAUCACGGUCAAACCAGCCUCACCUGAAAACACCACAGCCUUUGUAGAAGAUCCUCCAGUGAGCAAGAGUUUUACACCAGUUAAGGGUCUUAAAAUGAGCGAGUCAACCAGAAGUCUAACACGGUUGUUGGCGGAGGCGCAGAGGUGGCGGAGGCGGCGGAGGCGGUGUUGGCGGAGGCGUGGUGGAGGGAGCGGCGGAGGUGGCAGCGGUGGCAGCAGUGGCAGCGGCGGCAGCGGCGCGGAGGCGGCGGUUGGUGGCGGAGCGGCAGCAGCAGCAGUGUGGACUAUGCCCUCUGAACCAGUCUUAAGGGAAAAACCUAAAACAAUAGCGCAGUUUCUGGAGCAGGACAAGCUCCAGAGUGGCAGGAUGCAAAGUAAGAUGGAGGCAAGACUGGACACUGAGGAGAAGACCAAAAGGUAUGAACCAAUGACUUGA